UGGGGCCUGAGGAGGCGUCGUCCCCUCAGGCUUCGCCUGGGGAGCGCGUCGGGGCGGUGCGCCGCCGGCAGCUCCGGGACCGCUUCGGGGACGCGGCGGAGCCGGGCUGGAUGUGACCUUCUCCUGCCUGGAGUAGCUCAAACUCUUAGAAGUUUCAGUGCACACCUGAGGUGGCAGUUUACAUAAAGAAAGCACUGGGACUGUGGCCACACCUUCAAGAAUAAAAAAAAAAAAUUAGAAAAUGGAACAACCAUGUAUGCUAUGUGAGGAAGAACAGGUGCCAGAACCACAGCAGAAUGCAGAAGAAACCAAACAAGUAGAUGAAGAUGCUGAGCUGAUCUUUGUUGGAGUGGAACAUGUAAAUGAUGAUGCUGAGCUGAUCUUUGUUGGAGUGACUUCAAAUUCAAAACCAGUUGUUUCAAACAUUUUGAAUAGAGUUACGCCAGGUUCAUGUUCAAGGAGAAAAAAGUAUGGUCACCUCAGAAAAGGUACUACUCACGAAUUGCAGCCAGUAAGUUAUGUGACCCCUGUAUCAGAAGCAGUGACCGACUUGCCAGUUUCUGAAUCUGAAUCAAGAUCAACAGAUAGUCCUAUUAUUAUUGAGCCUUUGUCUAAACCUGAUUAUAAAAAUAAUUCACCACAAGUCGUGCCUGAUAGCUCUUCAGAGUUAUGUUCUCCUUUGAUUACAUUCACAAGUUCAUUACAGCAUCCAGGAGGAGCAGCACUUUCUGUAGGAGGUAUGAAUAAAAGUACUUGCAUAUCAAAGCGACUUUCCACUGCUGAAGUAAAUGAUACAAAUCCCAAAAGGCCUAAGCUCAGUGAUGGAAUCAUAGGGGGACAUGCUUCAGCUUUGUCCCCUUCAGGUAACUUUCAUACAAUGACUACACAGCAAAGCACACUCUCAAACAAUGUUCAUACCUCAUUAAGCCAUGUUCAGAAUGGAGCACCUUUUCCAACAGCUUUUCCAAAGGACAGUGUUCAUUUCGAGCCUAUAAGCCCUGUUAAGGAAAACAAACUGACAGAAACAGACUUUUUGAGUCUAGCAAGUCAAAACCAGAUUGUUGAUUCCAAGAAAGGAAGUCUGGUCAUAUUACUUCAUGACUUUUAUUAUGGGCAGUAUAAAGGAGACAGUCAGCCAGAACAGAAGACUCACACAACCUUUAAAUGCCUCAGCUGCUUGAAAGUUCUAAAAAACGUCAAGUUUAUGAAUCACAUGAAGCACCAUUUGGAACUUGAGAAGCAGAGGGCUGACAGCUGGGAAAACCACACCACCUGCCAGCACUGCCAUCGACAGUUUCCCACUCCCUUCCAACUUCAAUGUCACAUUGAAAGUGUACACACUACCCAGGAGCCCUCUGCUGUCUGUAAAAUUUGUGAAUUGUCAUUCAAAACAGACCAGGUUCUCUUACAGCACAUGAAGGACAAUCAUAAGCCUGGUGAAAUGCCCUAUGUGUGCCAGGUUUGCAAUUACAGAUCGUCAGCCUUUGCUGAUGUGGAAAUGCAUUUCAGAACAUGUCAUGAAAACACUAAGAAUUUGCUCUGUCCAUUCUGUCUUAAGAUUUUCAAAACUGCAACACCAUACAUGUGUCAUUAUAGGGGACACUGGGAAAAGACUGUUCACCAGUGUUCCAAGUGCCGGCUACAGUUUUUAACUUUCAAGGAGAAAAUGGAGCAUAAGACCCAGUGUCAUCAAAUGUUUAAGAAACCUAAGCAACUAGAGGGAUUGCCCCCCGAAACAAAGGUUGUUAUUCAAGUGUCACUGGGACCUCUUCAACCAGGAUCAGUGGAAUUAGCAUCUGUUACUGUGAGCACAUCUGAUUCUGAACCAUCACCCCCCAGGUCUAAAAGUAGAAUUCCAAAAAAACCUCGUUAAUUCUAGUUUCAGUAAUUCUAAAGCAGGUAUUUCAAUCAAAGUCAAAAACUCCAUAGGAAACAAAAAAAUACAACCCAUACAUUAUUCAGUAUCAUCAAAAAUAGUGAAACCAAUGAGUCAUUUAUGAAUUUCUUUUUAAAUUUAUGAAAUACAGUAUUGUCUGAUCUGAAUUUUGAGAUGUUAUUUAAAAAUUUGUUACCUGUUUUUCAUGUAAUUGUAUCUGGCUUAAUACAUCAAAGGUGUUUUGUGUAUAUAUGUAUGUGAGAGAGAAAAAAGUGGAAACCUAUUUAUUAUUUUGAUAGUUCAUGUUUCUUGUAUGUUUGAAAGCUCUUAAGUUCUGUAUAUAGAAUCUGUAGAGUAUUUUAAGUACUUAAUAUGCUCUUCAACUUUUUCCAUGCCUUGAAGAUUUCAAUAUUAACUACAGUUAGACUGGAAUGGCUUUGUUACAUCAUCAUCCCAUUUGAGCUGAGCUGCUGAGCUCAGAAGUGUCUUGUGAUGGUCUGACUCUGAGAGCCUGAGUGUGGAGAAGUUGAGGGACAAAGUGUGGCAUGAAUGGGCACCAGAAACUGGGAGGUUAAUCAGUAGAGAGCAGUGGCUUCUUAUCUUGGUUUAAGGUGCACACGCACAAAUACACACACGUACACACAUUCACUCUAGUCUCGGAGCCAAGGCAGAGGGAACACUGUCUCAAAGUGUCUUUUCCUAGCACUAGAACAUCCAAAGAAGCAAAACCAUUAAAAUAAAAUGCCUGUAUUUGGCAAGGGACCCCUGCAGACAUGAAACAAUCACUGUAUCAUUGGCUUCAGCUGGAAAGGCAGGGGUAAUGACUAGAGUGGGGCUUAGUGCCAGUGGACCUCCUGUUGAGUGAUCCAAAGAGGAAUUCAGCUUGUUCCCUUCCCUCUCCCUUCUGGCUGGCUUUUGGUCAGAAUGAACUAGGCAUAUACCUCUCAGCCACAGUAGUAAGGCAAGUAAAAUUUCUCAAGAGAAAGAAGCCUUGACAUCCAUACUUUGAACUGCACUGGACCCAUAGUUUAAACUGAAAAGGGCCAAACAAAUGGUAUCUAUCCAGUUCAAGGACUGGGCUAAAUUUAGCUCUCUUAUUGCUAAGCUGGAAUGGGGGUUGUCCAAAAAUAGUAGGUACAGUGUAUAAAAGCAGCCCAUGGUGACUGAGUAAAAUUAAGCCCAUUAUAGGGCUUUUCCUUAUACUUUUCCGUGUACAUGUAUGAACAUGUGAAAUUUUCAUGCGCAGUUGAACAUGUGAAAUUUUCAAUUUCAUAUCUUGCUUUGGACAUGAAUGUAUUACAGUUAACAGUUAUUCUCUGUUGUGUGUAUAGUUUCCCUCAUGAAACUAGUUGAGUUUAGGUUUUUCCUUGACACACUCUGAUGUGAAAGAAAUGCCCCAUUUAUUUCAUUAGGUAUUAGGUCUUAGAGUUAUCUAAUUUAUCCAGCUGUCUAAUUCUUAGCUAUACCGUGGGGGCAUCUUUUCCCCUUGCUAUUUCCAAGGACUCACAUUACUAGAGUGCCCUCUGAGUAUUGGUUCCUGAACAUUACCCUUGGCUGCCUCUGUGGAUUCCCAGGAUUGAGUCUCCCUGGGUAUUUUCUAGUGCCAUCCCUUCUUUCUCCACCUUGAUUCAAGUAUCUAGAAGCCUCUGUACAUAAGGAACCUGGGAUGCUACCUAUAGACCUGAGCAAGGAGAGAUGUCUACUAUUUUCCCUCGCUUUCUCCUCCUCUUUAAAGGCAUCUUCUGUCUCCCCACUUCUUUCUUCCGUCUUCAAUUUUGUUAAAUUCCCUGAGCUUUCACAGAAAACUGGGAAGUGAUAGUCAUCAGCAGCUUAGCAUCCCUUCUAGAAUUGGGAAGGACAGAUAACAAAGUAGUUGUGAGUGUAUUGUUCAUACUUUAAAGAAUUUCUUGAGUGUAGAUUCUGUUGUAUUUGCUCAAUGCUUGUUCAAAAUUGCACUUUGAACAUUUUACUAGGCUUUUUUAUUUAAUUUGCUUGGGCCAAGGCACUUUGUUAAUAUUUUAAUAUUUUAGCCUGAACCUUUUUCUUUAGGUGGAGAGAGAGUAUGUGUGUGCAUUUGGGUGAAUCAAUUGUGUGUGUGUGUGUGUGUGUAUGUGUAUGUGCACACUUGUUUUAGUCUCAGGUGGAAACUUGUGUAUAGAUAGAUGUGCAGACUUUUGCAUACUUAUCUCCCUUACUCUGUUCCUAUAACAGAAAUUGUUUUACAAAGCAGUAAAAAUAUGAAGUAUUUUAGUUCUUUUUGUGGUUGCUUGCUAUUAUCAACACUGUUAACUGUUAUUUGCUAUUUAACUAUAGUAUGACCCUAAGGAAUACAAAUUGUUAUUUAUUGCCAACUACAGAUUCUGGUGAUAAGGUCCCUAUCUACCUCCUCUCGCUUUUCCAUUCUCUGCCAUGCUACUCUACCAUUUUCCCAACUGGUGCACUAUUUUUGACACAUUGGCCUUGCUUUUCUUUAAGCAAAUCACAUUUCCUGUUCCAAAGACUCUGUAACUGCUCUUCUCUUAGAAUGUUUUUCUCCUUGGCCUGCAUGGCUUGCUACCUCGCUUAAUUGUUUGACACUUCCUUUGGUUUAUUGAGCUUCACCAAUGUUCUUAAAAGAUACUGACAAUGAAUCUCCCCCACCUUUUUACUCCUCCCCCUUUUAAAGGCACUUUAAGCCUCCCCACUCCUUUUUUCCUCUCCAAUCCGGUUAAAUUUCCUAGGUUUUCACAAAAAGCUAGGAAGAGAUAAUCAUUAAAAGCUUUGGUUCUCUUAGAAUUGGGCUAGCUUGAGUCAAUUUCUGUGCCUGUAACCAAAAGAAACUGAAUAUAGUGAGUUGAGUUCUUUCAGGAGCUUUCUCUGUUUUUCUAUUGAUACCUCUAUAUUUUUUUAAGGCAAUGUCACUUUGUUUUGUUUACAAAUAUAUUGAAUAUCUGUCAAGAUUACUAUUUUGUUAUUGCCCUUUGUGAAUUUCCAUGUCUAUUUUGCUUGCUUGUUUUCAGAUAAAAUUUAUUAUUUUGUUAAU
Messenger RNA from Nyctereutes procyonoides (raccoon dog), 4898 nucleotides. RefSeq names its product zinc finger protein 280B (gene ZNF280B). Gene Ontology annotation, biological process: regulation of DNA-templated transcription. Gene Ontology annotation, molecular function: DNA-binding transcription factor activity, RNA polymerase II-specific; RNA polymerase II cis-regulatory region sequence-specific DNA binding. The transcript is spliced from 3 exons. The coding region runs from base 242 to 1873 and encodes 543 amino acids. The record is from RefSeq and is a predicted model, not a curated record. Lineage: Eukaryota; Metazoa; Chordata; Mammalia; Carnivora; Canidae.